AACACUGCCAAGGGCCUGGCUGUCGUCUCCCUCACACCUGAAUCGCCCACCUGCCUUCCUGGUAUGCAUGCGUGUGGAAUACUGAAAGGGAACGAGGGCACGGAAAUGGACGCAUAUGUGUGUGUUCGUGUGUGGGUCUGUGCGUCGUCGGUGUGCUGUUGUCGUGGUGUCGUGUGGCAGGUUGUUUUUCGCACUCUGCUGUCGCUCCGCUGUUCCGUUUGAGUGCACUGCACAACACUAUCUGGUUCGCAAGAGUAUACACUGACUGGAUGGCUGACAUGUCAGCGACCAUUGUGUUGGUGGUGUUCUGUUGGUGUCGUGACUAUGGCAGGUUGUUUUUUCGCACCCUCUGUCGUGUCGCUUUUCGUUCGGGUGCACUUUUGCCACCACUCUCUGGUGCGUAUCAAGACAGACAGAAAAGGCAGACAGACGCACCAACCACACAGUGGCUGCCUGGCUGUGCAUGCAAUGUCCUCAGGCGUGUUGUUUUGCUUUUGCCGGUUGUCUGUAAGUUUGGCAGCGGCAGUUCCCUGCCUUGUCAACGCUCACAGCGCCCAUUGGUUGAGCUCGCUGCAUGACCGGCACUGCAUAGAGGACUUUCACGACUGACGUUCAUUCGUUCAAUCACUCUCGGGUCCCCGCGCUUGAGUCGACCUGUGUUGAUCUAGACCAUCACCACCGAAUGGUUUAAGCAGAGCACAAGACAACCAACUACAGCCUCAUCAGAAACAGCUCGAAACGAACCAUGAAGGCCGCGCGGACAGUUGGUGACGAUGGAGAUCUAUCAUUCGUCAUUUGCAAGAAUUCACAAGCACCGAACGUCGGGAACCCCGCAACUUGAGAUGCGGUGAGUGAGUGAGGCGAGCAAAGCAUUGGGCGGGGAGAAGCAAGGCAGCGCUGAAUCGUUCAUGGUCUGCUUGCUCUGUGUGUUUGUCGUGCAGGCCAUUAGCUCUGCGCACAGGUGAGAAACAAUGGCAUCUGUGACAGCCUCAGACGACUGAUCCAUGUACGGUGUGUGUGUGUGCAGUGCAUUGAUUACCUCCAAACACGUGCAGAGGAUGACAACACCGACUUCGUGACGUGCCCCUACAGAUACGAGUAAGACACACAAGACGACUCAUGAAAGGGCGGCCGCAUGUCUCUCACUCCAUGCGUCAGCGUGACAACGCCAGCCGAUGUGUAUGCGCCCAAGAACUAUCCUCAGGCGGCCACACUUGAGCGCCAUGAGCAGCAAAGUAUACACAGACACAGACACACACACACACCCCAACACACGAGCAGCCUUCGGCCUUUGGGAUCGUUUCUUCGUGCAGAGCGUCACCGGAUGGCUGCUUUGCUUAAGUGCGUCACCGAUGCCAACUCGCUGGCUCUGAUGGAGGUCGCGAUGGUCAUCGAGAUGUGUCAGUUGGAGGCUGAGGUGGACAUGGAUGCCGGCCUGUCAUCGAUACGCUGACAGCUGCACACACUCAUGACGGUGAGCACAGGCGAUGGGAGAGGCCAUGUGAUGACAUCAAUCCGUUUGCUGUGCAGUCACCGAUUGAGGGCAGUAUAGUGAACAGAGGCCAGGGAGUGUUUCUCACCAGGUGGAUGGGAGGCAACAAGAAGUCGCUGCGGUCCCUUUACCGGUGAGAAUGCACAAUGCCAAUUGGGGCAGCAUGAUAAACUCAUCACUCUUACUCUUCUGUAUCUGUGGUGGUCAUUCAGGGCCUCGCAUGAUGGGCCGUCGCAUGCCAAGUUGCUUCGGUGUGUCGGCGACGCGAAUGGCCUCGUCUUUGUGGUCAAGAAGGGCGAGCGUCUGUUCGGCGCCUUCAUCAGUGCCGGAAUCCAGCUGCCCGACGACCCGACAGGCGAGAACGAGUACCGGUGCGAUGUGUGGCAUUUCUCACUGGCGGGCCACUUCGCGCAACCGACCAAAUUUGGGGGUGUCCGGCAGCCAGUGGGGGUGGCCGGGCGGGAGGGGCUGACAGCGGAAGGGCUGGAGAAGCUGUGGAACUGCCCAUGGCUGUAUUUGGGAUGUGAGGGUGGCGCUGCUGCUGAUGAUAUGCGCAGCUGCUAUCAGUUCAUAUACAGCGGUUGUGUGCCUGAGGGCUAUGUGGGGCCGUGGAGUGAGUAUGGCAAUGCUGCGUUUGGGGGCAGGGCGACAUUCAUGGCUGACGACGUGGAAGUGCUAACUGUGGUGUGAGAGUGAGGGAGAGGUGAGAUGUGUGUUGCUUUUGUCCAGUGUGCUGUGUGAGGCCUACCUUCAUUCUGGGCCUCCGUAUUCGUUUUGUGCGUGGGGUGAUUGGUGCCAUGUGGUGUCCGCAUACACAGCAGAUAGAUGAGGUGGUGGUCACUGCUGCCAGCCAGGCGGCCACUCUUUCUGACGAGACGGACGGACGCAUGAAGGACCAUGUCGUUUUUGACGGUGAGUGCUUUGGUGUCAAUGGAGCGUCGUGCGUGUGUGUGACGAUUGAACGAUACACUCUUUCUGCAUGUCCCCUAGUCCCUCGAUGCAUCAAUCAAU
Messenger RNA from Vitrella brassicaformis, 2503 nucleotides. The record is from the annotation of a GenBank genome assembly. Lineage: Eukaryota; Vitrellaceae.